UGUGACCGUUGGGUUGUCUAUCUGCAGGCGAAACAACCUGUUCGUCGAUUGCCUAUCUGUACGUAACUGCCGUCAUGUGAAUACAAAGAAGCGAGAAAUCGAAAUAAGCUCGACUUAAACAGAAUAAUGCCUACCUACAAGUUGACUUAUUUCCCUACUAAGGGCGUGGCGGAACCCAUUCGCUUUAUACUGAGCUAUGGAGGUGUCGAUUUCGUGGAUGAUCGCUUCAAUCGCGAAGAUUGGCCCAAGUUGAAACCCUCAAUGCUAUUUGGACAAGUACCGAUCCUGGAAGUCGAUGGUAAAAAGAUCAAUCAAUCAACGGCAAUUUCUCGUUAUUUAGCUAAACAGUUCGGAAUUGCUGGUAGAAAUGAAUGGGAAGCAUUAGAGAUCGAUGCUAUUGUUGCCACCAUUGAUGACUUCAGAAGCAAAAUUGCAGCUUGGCAUUACGAAACUGAUGAAGCGACUAAAAAACGGAAAGAGGGUCCAUUGUUCAAGGAAACAAUCCCGUUCUACCUUGAAAAUUUGGACGCCCAAGUCAAAAAAAAUGGUGGAUACUUUGUCGGUGGUGCUUUAAGUUGGGCUGAUCUCUUAUUCGUUGCUAUGCUCGACUACAUCAAUUUUAUGGCAAAGACAGAUGUUAUCGGGAAGUAUGAAAAUCUAAAGCAACUCAAAACGAAGGUUCUCGAUUUACCGAAAAUCAAAGCUUGGGUGGAAAAGCGUCCACACUCUGACAGUUAACUAAACAGAUGAUCGCUUAGGGAUUAUUCAACAAAUACUUCCGAGUUUUUAAAAGAUUUUUGAACAGAGAGAUUGCUCUUUUAUCGUCGCUUUCUCUCAUUCAAAACUCCGGUAUUAUAUUUUCAGGCAAUAUCAUGUGGGAAAAUUUUUGUGAAAUCACGGAAAAUCUUUUCCUGAUUUAAUUGCAGUUCGCAUUGCAAAGUUUGCGGUAAAAAACAGAUACGAUUUUUCCUGUAUCGUCAUUGAUCGUACACGACCAUCAUUAUCUCGAGGCACUUGGUUGUGACGAAAACAAAAAAAUUGUGCCCGAAGUAUUUUGGAUUUUACAGAAACUGUAGAACUCGCAUAAUCUGUGUAUUUUACAAUUUGGGAAACAAAACAUUGGCAGCACUUCGAAAAA
Messenger RNA from Neodiprion virginianus, 1138 nucleotides. Its product is annotated as glutathione S-transferase-like. Gene Ontology annotation, biological process: glutathione metabolic process. The coding region runs from base 127 to 738 and encodes 203 amino acids. The transcript has 4 exons. Lineage: Eukaryota; Metazoa; Arthropoda; Insecta; Hymenoptera; Diprionidae. The record is from RefSeq and is a predicted model, not a curated record. Gene Ontology annotation, molecular function: glutathione transferase activity.